Tripterygium wilfordii is the source of this 1207-nucleotide messenger RNA. Its product is annotated as MOB kinase activator-like 1A. Bases 77 to 724 code for a protein of 215 amino acids. The transcript has 7 exons. The record is from RefSeq and is a predicted model, not a curated record. Gene Ontology annotation, molecular function: protein kinase activator activity. Gene Ontology annotation, biological process: positive regulation of protein phosphorylation; signal transduction. Lineage: Eukaryota; Viridiplantae; Streptophyta; Magnoliopsida; Celastrales; Celastraceae. Gene Ontology annotation, cellular component: nucleus; cytoplasm.
GAAAAACUCCCUUAUGCCGACUCGUUUAAAAAAGAAAAAACCCAGAAAAAGACGUCCUCUCGCGCUCUCAUAAGCUAUGAGUCUCUUCGGACUUGGCAGAAACCAAAGGACAUUCCGGCCAAAGAAGAGUGCACCCUCAGGGAGUAAGGGUGCGCAGCUUAGAAAGCAUAUUGAUGCCACCCUAGGUAGUGGAAACCUGAGGGAAGCAGUAAGACUUCCUCCCGGAGAGGACUUAAAUGAGUGGCUCGCUGUCAACACUGUGGAUUUCUUCAAUCAAGUGAAUCUGCUCCAUGGCACCCUAACAGAGUUCUGUACCCCUGAGACUUGUCCAACAAUGACCGCAGGCCCCAAGUAUGAGUAUAGAUGGGCAGAUGGUGUGCAAAUCAAGAAACCUAUAGAGGUUUCUGCUCCAAAGUAUGUUGAAUAUCUAAUGGACUGGAUUGAAUCUCAGCUUGAUGACGAAUCCAUAUUUCCUCAAAGGCUAGGUGCGCCAUUUCCUCCCAACUUCAAGGAGGUUGUGAAGACAAUCUUCAAAAGAUUGUUUCGUGUAUAUGCCCACAUUUACCAUUCUCACUUUCAAAAAAUUGUGAGCCUCAAAGAGGAAGCCCAUCUGAACACAUGCUUUAAACACUUCAUACUUUUUACUUGUGAAUUUGGGCUAAUUGACAAAAAAGAGCUUGCGCCGCUUCAAGAGCUUGUGGAAUCCAUUGUUAUUCCUUACUGAAUGGGGUUGACGUAAGUCGUAACAACUUUAUAGUAGGGAAUGCAUGAUAAAUCAAGAGAGAAACAAAAGUACUUAUAAUCAGUAGUUGAUUCCACCGAAUUCCUAGUUGUUUCAUAAUAUAAGUUCCUGUGAAUUUGCCUUGUUUUGAAUUUCUGAAAUUUGUCUUCACUUUCCAUGGCUUUUCCCCGUGCAUCGUCAAAGAAAGAGUAGCAAUCUUGAAGCAUUGGUACUUGGGAGGUGGUUUAUGAACUUGAUAGUGGCUUAGGGGACCAUUGGAUCUUGACCUUAUUACAGCAGUGUACGCCUUCCAUCAGCGUGUAAUUCGGAGAAAAAAUUCAGUAACUUGGACCAAGUAUAGGUGGUUCAUGCAUGUUGUAAUUUUACUGACUUGGAGCCCUCUUGAACUUUGUUUGGUUUGGUUUGCUAUGAGCUUUGUAUACUUGAUCCAGUUUAUAUAAUCCAAUUAUAAUCCAAUUGUGAAAA